AUGAACUUCAAGACUUUUAGUUGUGGUCUAUGCAUCACGUUUUUCAUUCUUAUAACUGUUUUGGGCAACAGUGAGGCUUCGAAGAAGUCGGCAGAGAUCGAGAACAAUUCGAAUGCUAAAGGUAAGAAUGCAGUGACGAAGAGACCGACGAAGAUUAAAGUCACGGAACUUCAAUACGCCCAGGUGGUAAUCGAACGUUCCAACUCCACUGAUAAUGGUACUACUGAAGAGCAUGUAGAAACGACCACCUCUAAGAAUGUAAGCAAGAAACCAGCUGCUAAGAAAUGUGUCACUGGAAAGGUUUGCUUCGGUGAUCGUGAUUGCGCUAAAGGACGUUGUCUUGGUAUUGCGGUCGGUAAAUGUGAUUGUACAGCAUGCUUGAAUUUAGUGCCAUGUAAGAACGAUAAGGCGUGUGGAGGUCUGCUUGGUUCGUGCGAUAAGAAGACAAAUUAUUGUAACUGUUUUGAAGGUUAUAAGAAGAACGGGUUCGAAACAUUUUUCGAUGCACUCAAUAAGUUCUGCGGUGUAAAGAAGUGCACUCAAAAGAGUGACUCAUGCUUCGGACUGCCAUGCAAACCUGGUUUUUGUGUUUGUUGA
Anisakis simplex (herring worm) is the source of this 597-nucleotide messenger RNA. The record is from the annotation of a GenBank genome assembly. Lineage: Eukaryota; Metazoa; Nematoda; Chromadorea; Rhabditida; Anisakidae.